GCUUAGGCUGUUAAUGAUAGACUAUCUCAGCGUGGAGCAUGCGGCUGGAAUGCACAACAGCUCAAGCCAAUUCUGCUGCAAGCCCCACUAGUCCCACCUCCCUGCAGAGCUGCUUGAGUGACAAUUUAGUGCAGACAACAGCCCAUGGAUGUCAGACAGAAACCCAGAGUGCCAUCCCUGCACACAGCAUGAUUGGAAAUCUGGCCUGUACCUUGGGAAGACAAACAGGUGCUGUGGCUCCUAGGAUCAUCCAGAUGAGAAGAUUCCUACAUGGAACUCAUUUCAGGGUUUCAUCUUCUGUGGAGGAAGCUCUGGCUGAUGGGAGACCGAUCGUAGCCUUGGAGAGCACCAUCAUUACACAUGGCAUGCCCUAUCCCCAGAAUUUGAGCAUGGCCAGAGAGGUGGAAGAGAUUGUAAGGACAAAUGGGUCAGUACCUGCAACCGUGGGCAUUUUAAAUGGCAGGAUCCACAUCGGCCUCAAUGAUGAGGAACUUCGGUUUCUGGCAAAGAGCAAAAAUUUAGUUAAAGUAUCUCGGAGGGACCUUCCCUACGUUCUCAGCCAGGGUUUGUCUGGCGGUACCACUGUGUCAGGGACAAUGAUUGUGGCACACAAAGCAGGAAUCCCCGUGUUUGUGACAGGAGGGAUCGGAGGGGUCCAUCGCGAAGGAGAGAAGACUAUGGAUGUGAGUGCUGACCUGACCGAACUAGGACGCACUGCAGUUGCUGUGGUUUCCGCAGGCGUUAAGUCUAUUCUGGACAUUGGUAGGACGCUGGAAUAUCUGGAGACUCAGGGUGUCUGCGUGGCUGCCUUUGGAGACUCAAGGGAAUUCCCUGCCUUCUUCUCCCGUCAGAGUGGUUUCCAAGCACCGUGUCAGGUGCAGAAUGAGGAGGAGGCUGCCAAACUUAUUGCCAGUACAUUGGCACUGGGCCUGGGCAGUGGAGUGUUGAUCGCAGUGCCCUGCCCUAAGGAGGACGCUGCUUCAGGACAGGUCAUUGAAGAUGCCAUCCAAGAAGCUCUGAGCAACGCCCGGUCGAAAGGGAUCACAGGAAAAGAGCUGACUCCCUUUAUGCUACAGAAGGUGAAUGAAUUGACUAGUGGAAAAUCGCUGGACUCCAACAUUGCUCUGAUCCAGAACAAUGCCAGAGUGGGCAGCCGCAUAGCUGUGGCCCUGAGCAAGAUCCAAACUGCCACAGGGAAGGGCAACCUGCUUCGGUGUGAGAAAGUAACUGCACUUAGGCCUGUGGUGAUUGGAGGCAUCAAUGUGGACUUCAUAGCCAAGGCGAGGAAUACCACCAUACAGGCUGGCGGACAGACAAACGCUGGGCAAGUGAGCCAAUCUUUCGGAGGUGUGGGGAGAAACCUGGCAGAUUGUUUAAGCCGUCUUGGGAAGACCCCUCUCUUUAUCUCAGCUCUGGGGAAGGAUGAACAUUCAGAGUCCAUCUUGCAUUACUGUCGUCACAUGGACAUGGCAGGAGUCCUUCAGCUUGCAGGGCACAGUACAGCUACCUACUGUGCAGUGAUUACAGGCAGCGGGGAGCUCAGCCUUGGCAUGGGAGACAUGGACAUCCACCAGCAGAUAACAGAGCAAUACGUGUCCAGGUUCAAGGAGAGUCUGUGCUUGGCCCCACUGGUAUGUAUUGAUGGGAACGUGCCAGUUGCCACCAUUCAGUACGUCUGUGAAAUUGCUACAGAGCACCAGAUACCCGUGUGCUAUGAGCCAACAGAUGAGAACAAGGCUUCUAAGCCAUUCCUUUCAGACAGCUGGAAAGCGCUGACCUACAUCUCCCCAAAUCUGCGAGAACUAAGGGCAAUAAAUCGGACCCUCGGGCACCCUGUGCCAGCAGAGCUGCCAUGCAGGCUGGAGGAUGUUGUCAGGACUGCGAUGACCCUAACCCACCCCUUGCUGACACAACUGCAUUGUGUGGUGGUGACACUCGGCAUGCAUGGAGUCCUCUUGUGUGGCAGAAGAGUGGAAGGGAGUGUCUCGCUGUGCCCUGGAACUGGCAAACAGAAUGCUGCAGGCGAGCUCUGUGCCACCCACUACCCAGCAAUCCCCAUCUCCAGGGAAGAGAUAGUGAAUGUCUCAGGAGCGGGUGACAGUUUAAUGUCAGGGAUAAUCGCUGGGCUACUUGCUGGGCAUGACACAGAUACCUGCGUCCGGAUGGGCCUGCUCGCUGCCUGCCUCUCCCUCCGUUCAUACGAGCCCAUCUCCCAGGAGAUCAGUACUGUCAGCGUGAACCUGGAACAGGUCAGGGCUAGGAGCUGGCCAGAGGUGAAGAUGUGGAAGAUGAAUUAGAGCUUGUGCUCUAGAGCUCUAGCAGAUGUUACCUCGCCAUUCCAACCACACCUGAAGCGCAACAUGACUUCAGAUUUCUACCCCCCACUGUCAGUCCCCCAAUGCCACACAGCCAAUAUCUGGUACUGCACCUCCCAGAAAGCAAAAAAUCAGGGUGCCUAAACAGCUUGGGUUGCACCUUCCUGAAAAAGCUUGUAUUUCUUCCUCCCAUAUUCGUAGCGUAGUCAACUGUUUCUCCAGCCCAGAGAGUUGAACCAAACUCCUUUGAACAGCCCUGCUCAGCCAUCACUUCGGCAAAACAAUGGAUAGCUCAGACAAUAUGCUUAUUAUAUAUGCGCUGGCCGAACAGCAGCCCACUGGCACACAGUUCUAGACCAUGGCCCAGUGAUCAAAGUAGAGCAUUGUAUGCUGUGACUUAAAUAUCUAGAAACUUCUAUAGCCCCUCUGCAAUGUCCAAGUGCUUCCAAAACACAUAUGAACAUAACCUUGCAUCUCCUCACUGAGGUGGGCAAGCACCAUUCUUGUAUUACAAAUGGGGGAUGGAGGCACAGAGAUUAAGUGACUUUCCCAAGGUCACAGUGAGUCUAUAGCACAGCUGGGAACGGAACCAAGAUUUACCAGUUCCCAGCCCAGUGCUUAACCACAAGACCAUCCUUCUACCUAUGGCUUUUCUGGCAUCCAACUUUUUAUUACUGAGGGCAGUAACAAUUUGCUCCAUUAAUACAAGUUAGAUACAGUCCUUCAGCUUCUAGCAAGUUGCUAAUCCUCUGACCACUGAGCGAACAAACCUGUGAGAAGUAGCUUUAUUCCAUCUGGCAUUGGGGUGCUCUUAGGGUCACAUCUGCCCCCCUUAUAAAGCUGCAGGAGGGUUAGCCACUGGCUCACCUGGAGGCAACAAGUCAGACCCCCUUUCCUGGAUGAGACUUCUGCCACCAUAUUCUGUUCCCUGCAUUUGGAAAAAAGUUCUGUUUUGUCUCCUUUGUCCGUUCAGUCUCCAAGACAUAGU
Chelonoidis abingdonii (Abingdon island giant tortoise) is the source of this 3303-nucleotide messenger RNA. RefSeq lists its product as uncharacterized. NCBI's taxonomy places the organism in Eukaryota, Metazoa, Chordata, Testudines, Testudinidae. Gene Ontology annotation, molecular function: pseudouridylate synthase activity; hydrolase activity, acting on glycosyl bonds; kinase activity. Gene Ontology annotation, cellular component: cytoplasm. The record is from RefSeq and is a predicted model, not a curated record.